This is a messenger RNA of Sodiomyces alkalinus F11, 680 nucleotides long. RefSeq lists its product as hypothetical. Bases 168 to 518 code for a protein of 116 amino acids. The transcript is spliced from 3 exons. Gene Ontology annotation, molecular function: transcription corepressor activity. NCBI's taxonomy places the organism in Eukaryota, Fungi, Ascomycota, Sordariomycetes, Glomerellales, Plectosphaerellaceae. The record is from RefSeq and is a predicted model, not a curated record. Gene Ontology annotation, biological process: cellular heat acclimation. Gene Ontology annotation, cellular component: nucleus; cytosol.
CCCAGCUUCAACCUGCCUCAUGCGAGAACGAACAAGGCGUCUAUCUCAUCAGCGUGUGCAGAAACAACUAUCUCCUUGUAAUUAAUGACAACCGAGUACCACCGUGUACAACAAAACCAUAUCAGGACAUUGGAAAGGAGGUGCAUACCUUAUAAAAAUACGUAAAAAUGGCCACCAACAACCCCGACUCCAAUCUGAACCAAGGCAGUUCCUCUCUUAAGCCGUCGUCGUCGUUUCUGGAGUAUUCAGGAAUAAAGGACAGCGAAAUCCCGACAGUCGACGAACGGAACUUGGUGCAUGUACUAACGACCUUCCAGAGCAAUGAGGACACGAAGGCAGCCGAUGUGAAUGCAGCCGUGGAAGAGCUCCUCAAUACGCUCUCUAACAAAUUCGCUGGUAUAUCAAGCGAGAUAUUUGCAAAGAUGGACGAGAUGUCCAGGCGACUGGAUAACCUCGAGGCCGCAUUGCUGGCAGACAAAGGAAAGGAGGGAGAUUCGAAUUCUUCCCAAAACUCUUGAAUCUGUCCAGCGGAAUAGGGUCUCGGACGGGCUCCAACCAAGUCAAAAAGCUGUUCAAACAGCUGUUCAAACAGGCCAUUUUGCUCUGGGGUCUAAGCAUAUUGCCUUGCGGCUUUUACUGGGACAACCCAGGCACACAGUGGUAAAUCAGAGUCUGCGAGU